UCUAUAGCUUCAAUUCAGUUUUCCUAUUGACUUCUAUUCGUCUUGAGCAAUAUACAAAAGUUCUUGUCAACUUCAUUGAUUCCUUACAAGUUAAAAAAUUAUUUUUAUUCAGUAUGUUCCCGAAAAGUCCACGAAUUCGCCAGGUCAGCCAGACUGGUUUGACCAGAAUCCCGCAGAAGGGUUCGCCCAAAACCAUUUACUCCAAAUCACUUCUUUCUGCACAGGCAAAGAAGCGCCGCAUUUUGGGACAGCGGAACUCGAAGAAGGAUAAUGCCUCAGUAGACAAAAACAAGCAACAGUUGCAAAAAAUACCCGAGACAGGCCUAUUGACGCCCUCUUCCUCGGACAACUCCUUGACCACCACAGGGUCUAGCUCUGGCCAAUCUAGCUAUUCUGCUAUGGCAAAGACCAGUUUGAUCCGAGCGCCCACCUCCUUGACCCCCUAUUUGACCCUCAAGCGUCAGCAGACCUCGACAUUGAUUAAUUUUCGGGUGCGCAAAUCGCAUUCCCAAAUGGAUUUCAAGGAGGCGCGUCGCACGGGAAACUAUCAGUUAGUGGCCCAUGUGGGAUCGCCGCGGAAGUCUGUUCAGCAAAUAGCUCAGAAAGACGAUGGCGAUUUGGGAAUGGAGGCCAAUAUGGCCAAGUUGCUGCUGCAGGACAAUGCACUCAUUGAAGGUGAGGUGAGCUUUGUGGUUGGUCCAGAUCAGGAUGCCCGAGUGGCCAGCCUGAGAAUCUUUAACACCAUUAUGCUACACGCUUGGCGCAGGAGGCGAGAGGAGGUUCGUCAGCUGACGGAUCAGGUGGAGGACUACAAGAAAAGUUUGGUUAAAAAUCGCAACCAAUUGCAUGUCUACAAUUCGCUCUUCUCCGUGGAGAAACGUCGCAAUGAAACCUUAAAUGAUCAGCUUAGGCAAUCCUAUCGCGAAAGUGCUCAGACGAAACUCUCCUACGAGGAACUUAGUGUGGUGCUUGUGCAGGUCAGAAACGAAAAGGAGAAGCUUGCCGAAGAGCUGGUGACCAAGGAUCGGGAUAUUGAGAAUCUCCAGGAAAUGCAGCAGCAACUGAAGAGCGAACUUUUUCAGGUGCAUAGCCAACAGGGAAAGCAGCUUGAGGAGUUGACCCGCCUGCAGCGCGAGUACCAGGAGAGCCAAUACACUCAGGAUGAACUGCUCUGCCAACUGAAUCAGCUCCGAAGCGAACUGGCCCUUAAGAGUGACCUUGUUGACCAGUUACGCGACAGCUUGGCCAAAGUGCAGGAUCUCAAGCGGGGAUCCGAUGAGCAGUUCAGCAAAUUGCUUGAACAAACGUUAAAACUAGAGCAAGCGAUCGCAGAAAAGGAGGAGCAACUGGUUACCCUCCAGAAUUGCUUGGCCGCCACCUUGGGCCAAAGGAUUCGCCAAUGCUUCGCCCAAAGUCAGGCCUAUCAGCAUGCCACCUAUCGCAUGCUGCACUUUGUAGCCCACUAUAUGCUACCAGGUACUCCGCCUCCAGGACCAUCGCUUCCAGGAGCGGUUAACAGGCUGAAGGGCUUUUUUGUACGGGGCUCGCAUAAUGAAGUGAACAUUGAAGAACUGAAGGAGGUCGAUAAAGGCCAAGAUCAGGAAAAAUUCAACUAAAAUUUCCUUUAAUUUUGCUGUUUAUUGUUAAUAAUUUCUUUUAAGACUUGCAAUGUUUUUUUGUGAUUUAUAUUGAUCCUUAAAUCAUUGUUGAC
Messenger RNA from Drosophila simulans, 1711 nucleotides. Its product is annotated as dynactin subunit 1. The transcript is spliced from 4 exons. The record is from RefSeq and is a predicted model, not a curated record. Lineage: Eukaryota; Metazoa; Arthropoda; Insecta; Diptera; Drosophilidae. The coding region runs from base 114 to 1616 and encodes 500 amino acids.